UUGUGAUGGUGGUGGUGAGACUGUAGGAAGAAGUGCUGUUGCUGCUUUAGGGUGAAACAACUUUAUUGAAGAAGGCUGGGUAUUAUAGCAGAGUAGGGUAGUGUAAAAGCAGAGGUGGCAGAGAAGAUGGAUGAGUACGAUAGUGGUGGGCGCGGCAGCGAUAAGGGUUUGGGAGCUGAGGAUGAGGGGAGUACUGCUCCCCUUCCUGAAAGGGUCCAGGUUGGAGGUUCUCCUGCUUAUCGAAUUGAGAGGAAACUGGGGAAAGGAGGAUUUGGGCAAGUGUAUGUAGGUCGUCGAAUAAACCCUCCAAAUCCAAAUGAACGGAAUGGUCCAGGAGCUGUAGAGGUUGCAUUGAAGUUUGAGCAUAGGAGCAGCAAAGGCUGUAACUAUGGACCACCUUAUGAAUGGCAAGUGUACAACGCUCUCGGUGGCAGUCAUGGUAUACCUCGUGUGCAUUUCAAGGGACGGCAAAGUGACUAUUAUAUUAUGGUGAUGGAUAUGCUUGGUCCUAGUUUGUGGGAUGUCUGGAACAACAAUUCCCACACAAUGUCCAUAGAAAUGGUGGCGUGUAUUGCUAUUGAAGCCAUCUCCAUUUUAGAGAAGUUGCACUCUAGAGGAUAUGUGCAUGGGGAUGUAAAGCCGGAGAAUUUUUUGCUUGGUCCACCUGGAACACCUGAUGAGAAAAAACUUUUUCUGGUUGAUCUUGGAUUGGCCACCCGGUGGCGUGACACUUCUACGGGCCUUCAUGUUGAUUAUGAUCAACGACCAGACGUGUUCCGAGGAACUGUCCGCUAUGCCAGUGUACAUGCUCAUCUUGGAAGAACGGGUAGUCGUAGGGAUGAUUUGGAGUCCCUUGCUUAUACUCUCAUUUUUCUUCUCCGAGGCCGGCUUCCUUGGCAAGGGUACCAGGGUGAGAAUAAAGGCUUCCUUGUGUGCAAAAAGAAGAUGGCAACUUCUCCAGAAACUCUUUGUUGCUUCUGUCCUGCACCUUUCAGACAGUUUGUCGAGUAUGUUGUUAAUUUGAAGUUUGAUGAGGAGCCUAAUUAUGCAAAAUAUAUAUCUCUCUUUGAUGGAAUAGUUGGUCCAAAUCCAGAUAUCAGGCCAAUUAAUACUGAAGGUGCUCAGAAGCUUAUAUAUCAAGUAGGACAUAAGAGGGGACGGCUUAUGAUGGACGAUGAUGAUGAUGAGCAACCAACGAAAAAGAUUCGCAUGGGGAUGCCUGCAACACAGUGGAUUAGUGUGUAUAAUGCUCGUAGGCCAAUGAAACAAAGAUAUCACUACAAUGUUGCGGAUGUGAGACUUCCUCAGCAUAUUGAGAAAGGAAAUGAUGAUGGCUUAUUCAUCAGUUGUGUGGCAUCUUGUUCAAACCUGUGGGCCCUAAUUAUGGAUGCAGGGACUGGCUUUAGUGAUCAAGUUUAUGAACUGUCACCUUAUUUCCUUCACAAGGAAUGGAUUAUGGAACAAUGGGAGAAGAACUAUUACAUCAGUGCAAUAGCAGGGGCUAACAAUGGGAGCUCAUUAGUAGUCAUGUCUAAGGGUACUCAAUAUCUGCAGCAGUCUUAUAAAGUUAGUGAAUCUUUUCCAUUUAAGUGGAUCAACAAGAAAUGGAGAGAGGGGUUCUAUGUUACAGCUAUGGCUACUGCAGGAACUAGAUGGGCAAUUGUUAUGUCUCGUGGAGCUGGGUUUUCUGAUCAAGUUGUGGAGUUGGACUUUCUUUAUCCCAGCGAAGGUAUUCACAGGAGGUGGGAUGCUGGCUACCGUAUCACAUCAACUGCCGCAACAUGGGAUCAAGCUGCCUUUGUUCUUAGUGUUCCUAGAAGAAAACCUUCAGAUGAAACCCAGGAGACACUUCGGACUUCUGCAUUUCCCAGUACACAUGUCAAGGAAAAGUGGGCUAAAAAUCUUUAUAUUGCUUCUGUGUGCUACGGGAGAACUGUAUCAUGAGGCAUCAUAGUUUUGUCGGGGGUUCCUUGGAGCUUACAGAGGAUUGACAGCUCUUAAUGGAGUUAUAAGCAAAUGCCAAACUUUUCUCCACUGGAGAACCAGGAUCGCUUUUUUCCUGCUGCCAAUCCGACUCAUUGUGCCUAUUGGAACUUUGAUGUAUGCUUACUCUUACCAUCAACAUAUAGAAUUAUAUGUAACACCUGUGCACUGGGAGGCAAUUGUGUCUAAAUGCUUUAGGCAGUUUUAGAUCUCCAGUGAGUGUAGUUCACGCACUGCUGAAAACUUGUAUAGCAUCAAACAAUAUUUACCUGAAGGUUUAGUGCACAGGCUAUAUGUUCAUUGGUGAUGGUAUAAUGACGCAUGCAGUCAGAUUUUCCAGUGAAGCUGGAUCUUGUCUAUUAACGGUCCAUCUCUCUUUCAGUCCUUGCCCCUGUUGUGUAUUUAUAUAUACUGUAAUUUUUACCCAUGAUUUUGUGAAAUAGGAGAUUGACCUGGAAGCUGGCAUUACUUGGAUGCUGAAAUGAAGAAUUUGUGGUUUAUUCAUUAAUCAUUCAAUUGGUUGGUUCUAUAGCACUUUGGGAAUCUGAAUUUAUAGAGUAAAUACUAUCAUCCAUAUUAAGUGAAUCAUUCAAUCAUGCCUCUUUGUGACCAAAUACAUAUGAAAAAUGCAAUUUACCCUGUUGUGAUUUGAGAAAUGAGCAAAAAAACCCUGUGAAAAAUAAAAUAGCAAAUUACACCCUGUGUUUUGGAAAAAGAAGCAAAUUACCCCCCCUAUCUAAACCAUAGAUAGGGGAGUAAUUUGCUUGAUUUUUUGAAACAUAGGGGGUAAUUUGCUAAGUCUAUUUUCAUAGGGGGUAUUUGCUUAUUUCACAUAUGAAUAUAUCACAGGGGGUUAAAUUGCAUUUAACCCCAUAUUUGUAGGGUCUUUUCUACUUGAAUGUAUCAGUAUUAGUAGAAUUUCCUGAUGUGCUCUCAGUUCUGAUCAUCUAGCAGAUCAUAAUAUGCUGCUGCUUACGCUAAUCCGUUCUGAAAUGUUGUAUUGGCAAAUAGAAUGAGUUUGGAUGUGUAUCAAUGAUUUUCAAGCAGCAGUUUGCUGUGUAUUACUUGUCAUCCACCUUUUGUUCUAUUAACUACCCUAUACGCAUGUUGGACUUUUCUUGCCUAUUUGGCUAGUUUGGGUAUUGUGUUAUUUUUGCAGUAAUUCGACGUUUGAAACUCAUACUGCUUCGUUUUGUACUAUUAGUUGAAUUUUAAUGGUAAACAAAGUUAAGUGCAUGCCCUUGUUCAAGACAGUUAUAUUAUGGGGAUAAAAUGUCUCCUCUUGAAGUAGGAAAAAACUUGCAUGCUGCUAUGUAGCUGAUUGAAUCUCCUUAACCUCUCACAAACAUUGUAGGAGACUGGGAGUUGCUUCAAAGAGCAGAAGCGAGGCUAUUGUCAUGCCCCCAUCCUCAGUUGUAGGAGUUACAGAGAGAAUGAAUUUUGGUUUGUUUCUCUUAGUUUUCCCAUCAAUGCACAGUUUGUAUUUGACUCUGUUUGCUGGCUUCAUCUCAUUCUUGCAGUGAAUUUAUAGAGAACCUGCAAGCCGAUUUUUUCUCCUGAUGUUGUGUGGAGACAAUUGUAGGGAGUAACUACUCUGUUUUCCUGUACUUUCAGGUAACGGCAGUGAGGAUUAUUCCUUGGCCAGUUCAAGGAAGUUGUCGCACGUAUCCCAUGUCCUGGUGUACUCCUGGUUGCGUUGUCUUUUCUCAGGUUGGCUGGAGGGAUCUUAAUACCCUUCAUGCUGGACACCGAGUGGCACCGCAACUUUGCAGGGAGCAAUGAAUGUAGUGUAUAUACAUCAUAAUUUAGGUAUUUAAAAUUUAUAGUACUGAGGGUUUGUGCGACAUGCAAAUGAAUAUUGGGUGUUAAGGAGCUUCUGAUAAUCUUUUCAGUCAAAAUGAUCAAAAUCUACAAGAAUUAAAUA
Molecule: messenger RNA, 3907 nt
Organism: Sesamum indicum (sesame)
Lineage: Eukaryota; Viridiplantae; Streptophyta; Magnoliopsida; Lamiales; Pedaliaceae
Product: casein kinase 1-like protein HD16
Biological process (GO): protein phosphorylation
Molecular function (GO): ATP binding; protein kinase activity
Source: RefSeq, a predicted model, not a curated record